Molecule: messenger RNA, 8682 nt
Organism: Coturnix japonica (Japanese quail)
Lineage: Eukaryota; Metazoa; Chordata; Aves; Galliformes; Phasianidae
Gene: PJVK
Product: pejvakin
Biological process (GO): programmed cell death
Cellular component (GO): cytoplasm
Source: RefSeq, a predicted model, not a curated record
GACUUGUUUAGCCUGCCAAUGAAUGUUGCUAAUGCCUUAAAAAAAAAAAAAAAAAAAGCAUAUUUUUUUGUAUUUUUUUUUUUUCCUCAGAGGCAAAUCCAAACAAUGCUAGAUUUGGGAAACUGUUUACUGAAAAGCAUUUUCUAACAGAUCUCUGAAGAAGUGCAAUUGUAUAAUUAUUAUUGUUCAGUGCAUAUAGUACAUUGUCUCCAUCACUCUGUACACUGCUGCUAUUAGUGCUUGUUCUAAUAAAUCUCAAUGUACACUGUUUAAGCUGCUGUGAUCUGCAUUCUGAUUUAUCGACAUAAGAAACACCUCAGAGUAUGAUUUUCAAACAACUUGUUUGUAAGCAGGUAAGUGAACCUACUAGUAAUUGCACAGUUCUGAAAUAUAUCUUGUGCAGAUUGAUUUCACAGAGGUGGGUGACAGCAACAGUAAUAGCACUGAAGCAGCUCAUGCCAUGUACCUCUCUGUACAGCUCCUUUAGAUCUGGCAGGAGUUACCAACUACAGUCACCAAGAUAAUUAUUUUCUGUUUGUCAGUUCCCAGUUUUAUCUUCACGCUACAGCUGCUAAGAGCCCUUUGCUUUUGUCUCAUCAGCUUGAACCUUGUGAUUAAAGAGAGCUCACAGUACAUUUCUCAAGUUGUGGGAGCAGGAAUAGAGGAAGUGGGUUCCUGCUGUUCUCAAAUAGAACUGAAAAAAGAGGUGUGGAAAUAGAGAAGUUACUAGACACCUACCCUUUCUGGCAUCUCCUUGGAAAAACAACACUAUGUGAGAUUUUUUCUAUGUGUUCCUGUCUGUUUAGCCAUUAAAUCAAUUACAUUUCAUUUGAAUGAAAGCAGAGGAGAAAACAACAAUUUGUUUUGGAGGAUGUAUAGUUGGAAUUACAGAGUAAAUAGAUAGCUAGAGAGUAUCUAAGGAAAAGACUCACCAGUGCUGAGGCUUUCAGUUGAGAUGGAUGCUCGCCAGUAUUGAGGUUCACCACAAAAACUCCACAAAGGAACAAUCCCCAGAAAGAGAUGCUGCCUUAGUGGUGCCAAAAUAAUCCUAGUUUGAGCCUAGUUGUACAUACCGAGCCAAUUCCAUUAUAGGAUUAUUUUAGCAGAAUAGCUCAUUUUCACAUUUCUGCAGAUGGGAUCUGUGUUUUGUUAUUGAAUGCCUCUCUAAAGAAGCCUGACCCUCUUCUGUAACUGCUGCUCAGAAAAAGUGCUGUAAGUGAAAUGUGAAAAGUUGCACGUUGUUAUUUAAUUGGUUAAACAAACAGCAAACAUUUGGGAAGGAGAACGCAAGAGGGCUGUGAGGCAGAACUGCUGGUCUGCCUCUCUCUUCUUCAUGUAUAACUGAGCAGAAAAAUUAUUCCUUGAGCAUGCAAGUUAACUUUAUACUUAAAUUUAAUCUGGUCAAGAGACAGAUGAUAGUCCUUUUUCACCACAAACAUGUAGGCGUGGUGGUGUGGUGAAGGGAGACUGUGUAGGAAGUUAUCGACAGGAUUUCAGCCUGACUCAGCUAAGAGUUGCCCACAGAAAGCUGCUCCCAGCAGCACUGCUGCUACUAAAUCUGUUCUGAGGGAAUGAUGCACAACAUUUUUGCCCAAUCAACAUAUCCAGACUCACUGUUCUCCAAGUCACUGUUAAAUUAUUAUUAAGUAUUUAAGACUUCCUAAAUGUUAAAAACCACAAAUUUGCAAUAAUGAUUGCACCUGAAUAUAUAAAAAAUAUUUUUCUCUUUAAGUAAUCAUUACUAAAUAAGGUCAAAAGAAAAAAGAUCAAGUAUCAUUCAAAACUAACGAGAUACUCUGGGCUAGCUGAGGAUGUAUCCUGUAGUUUAUUUAUAUGAAGUGGUGAGUCUAAUUUUAUGUAAGGUCAGAAGACAAAAUGUUAUAUAACUGUUAAGCUGAGUAGUGAAGAGAGAGGUCGGAUUCUGUAGCACAUGUCUAUGUCUGAGGUGCUUUUUAUUAAGGGUAAAUAUAAAAAGAAUUAGGGGCAAGUUAAUACAGUAUGGGUAAAAGUAUGUUACAGGCAUGAAUCUGGUGUGAAGAUAGUUUUAUCUAUUAUGAGAUUACAUUUUUAAUUAAUGCCUGUCCUAUUUUUUGCAUGGAAGACUCUCAGAGUAAAAUCAAAUACUUAACUGCAUUUCUCUAUGCUGGCUGCCUGGGUAUAUUUCCUUCCUCAGGAGAGAAAAGAGACUUAACUAGUGGCUUAAAUGUCACAACUACCUCAGUAUUCUUGAGCAGGUAUUCUUGUGAGUAGGAAGGUAGAGAAAAAAAUAUAAUUAAACAUUUUCAAAAAGUGACCUUUUCUUGGACUAUAAGUGGAUGGCAAGUUCUGUUAAAGACAUCUCUGUUUUCCAGUUGUUUUUUGUUGUUGUUUCUGAUGAAAUUUAAGGUAUGGAUUAUCUUUUAGUUUCAGUAUUUCUGAGGGCCUGGCGUUACACUGACCAGUCAAAGUAACUAUGCUGACACAACACAAGGAGCUGAUUUAACUUAAUUGCUGAUCAGCCAGCCAAGUACAACAGCAUUAGUAAGACUGCUUUUUAUGUUUGGUGGCAAAGAGUUUUUUAUGUCACCUUUCUGUUAAAUGUUUAAAUGUAAACUGCUCAGGUAUUCUCUCAUUUUAUGCCUACAUUUGUGCAUGGGGAGGAGGGGGUAGGGGAACCAAAAAAAAAAAAAAGCUGGAUGAGGAAAUGUUUUCAUAGCAUGAAAAGAAACAGCCUAAGUAAGAGUAAGUGUGGCAAUGAAAGAGGAUGCUGAAUUCUUGGAUAGCAUACAAACACCUACAUCACUUAAUCUGUUUAUAAAUGCUCUCCAUGUAAAGAUCUGAGAGUACUUUACAGUUCCAGUCAGUUUUUACAGAUCCUACUCAGGUAAGUGACAUCUUACCAAAGCCACAUACUGUGGGUUUCAUAGAGUGAUGUUAAUCACAGUACAGCCAGCAGCAGUGCCAAAAAUAAAUGCUGCUCAGAUGGAAGCAUAAUAAGCAUAGUGUCUGUGCUGAAGGGAGUGCUGUGAACUAACUGCACCAGCGCCCAUAUGACAGAUGAGCAUGGCUAGUCUGAAUUGUAUCACAGCACACAAAUCCUUUGGUUUGUAGUUUUUCUUUGGAUGUUAUGACAGCACAGCUAUAGUUCUAUAUUUGCUGAGGUUCAAGCCCACAGAGAUGUCCGCCACCAUUAUGAUGCCCACUCACACAUGCUGUCAGAAAGGUUUAACCUAUGGAGCAGCAUCUUGAGAAGGAAAGGCAGUGGUAAGCCUGCAUUAAGUCAUGCUGGGAAAUCCGUUUCCAGGAGAUUUGUCAUCACUAACCUAAUAAUACUAGAUGAUGAAAGUAGCCUCAUUGUAUGCAGUAAUGUCUAUGUAACAAAGGACAUAUUUCUCUCAUAUGAAAGAUGUGACCGCUCAGUUAAUGGGUUUAAAUGCAAGCAUGCUGUCUCAGCAGAUCUCUCCCUGGAGUACUGCUUUUGCAUUUCUCACUAGUAAGUGCUUUGCAGCUAACACAGCCAUCUGCACAUUCAGAACAUUGCCAAUAAAAUUAGGGUAAUUAUAUUUAAGUAGAAGUUGGGAUAUAUUGUAUGCUUCAACCAGCAGUGGUCAUUAAAUAUGGUGUUAUAGAAAUAUGUACACAUGAAGCACAGCUCGUGUAGCCUUUACAUCCAUGUCUGUGAACAACACUCUCCAAUCUGAAGGUGAGUAUGAGCUGACUAAACUGCUGGCAGAAUAUAUCCCUGAUCCCUGUGCUCCUUCCUCAUCAUUAACGCAGCUCUCAUAGGAAGGCAGUGAGGAGGUACCCAGAGCUGUGCAACACGUUCCCUUUUCAUCCAGACAACAGAAGCUGCUUGUGUAAAGGUGAAUGGAGGAUGAGGUCAGCCAGAAGCCGUACAGAAGUGAGUUGAACACCACAUCUUGCAGCCUCUCAUCGAUGUAAAGCUUACAGAAAGGUCAGCUUCAAUGCACUGAUUGCUGGGUGAGUGCCAUGCUGCAGUACAGCCCCUUCUGGCAGGAGAGCUCCUCCUGUGUGCAGUGCAGCAUGGAUGAUGAAUGUGCGUUACUGCAGUCAGUUCUGUGACGCAGCACAGAUGGAGGCACUCAGAGAGUACUUGGGCUGUAAACUUGGAAGAGUAGUUUUUUGUUUAGAACCUUUCUAGCUGGUUUGAAACCAUUCACACAUAGAGGUUCCAUAUACAUAGCACAUGACAGUCCAUUAAAAUACCUAUAUCUCAAAGCCUCUCAGUCAUUUUUUUUUUCCCUGGGAAUAUAGAUAGUAGUGGAACAUUCAAAAGGAUCUGGUGCUGCAAGUAAGCUGUACUGUAAAUGUGGGCACUUAAAAUAUUUCAGGACUAGGGUUCCUAUGAGUUGCGGCCUUGAAUUUCUGAGCUCUGUAAUUUCGAUACGGUCUAUUUAUGCUGCCCAGAGAGGUCCUCAUAAUGAGCUAAUUAAGUUUCGGAUACACAAGCAGUGACUAUGGUUUUUUAUUGCUUUACCAAACUGAGAGCUUAAUAAAGUCUACACAAAAUUAAAAUACUGCCAUAGCUAAUUUAAUUGUUCCCCUAUACUGCAUAAUUGAAAGAGCAUUUGUGAAGUGAUUUAAAGUUUCACUGCAUUCAAACUAGAAAAUAAAGAAAUCCAGCAUGCAGUUAUCUACUGAAAGCUUUAAUCUGGCUUUAACUCGCUUUCUUCCUGCAGUGGUAUCUUAAGUCAGUUCCUUUAGCAGCAGUCCCUAUGAGCAUCACACCAAGAGACAGCAGUGUCCAGCAAACUGCUGGAUCAGAGCUCAGCACAGCAUCAGCUCUGGGCUCCAGAGGGAUGUAAGUCACAGCAUUAAACUGUUUUUUGCUUAUACCAGAGAAUUACUAGAUAGGGUCCACUUUGGGGAGAAAAAAAAAAAGAAAAAAAAAAAAAAGUGAUGCUAAAAGUGCUUAGAACAGCAAAAGAGAUGGAAUCAUGCGUUACAGAAAUGCUUUUUAGGGCAUUCCCAUAGGGACAGGAAAUCCAAGAGGAACAGCUGAACACUCACUGCAGUCCUGUGGAACUGUGCCUAGAGCAGCUGUCAGCUCUGCAGAAAACAAAAUUACAGCAUGUUCUUCUUUUGAUCAGGGCAUGAACCAAGCGCCUGGUAGUCCCAUCUGAGAAGGAGAACACCUCUUUCUUACCUGAAGAGUGUCAUGUGGCAGCUCAGAUGAAAGCAUUUUGAGAGCGAAAACAUUUGUCCAUAAGAGAAAAUGGUGAACCAGCACAAUGAAGGGGGAAAAAUGUGAACAGUUUACCAAGCUUGAUCAGAAUACUGAGCAGAACUGUUAAGAGUCUUCAGCCAUCAUCAGGGUGGGCUUAAACAGAACGAAUCUAAGCAAAUCGAAGCUUGGCCACCUCUAGACUACAGAGUGUUGUGGUUGCACAUGGACCACUCUCCUGUGUAUCUAAACAGAUUGGAAAGCCACAGGAUUAUGAAAUGGAAGUACAUCCGUAACCAAUAAUAUCAUGAUCUAAGCAUGAGCUCUCCAGUAUAUAUAAUAGCUAUGUUUAAAUAUUGUUUCACCAUUUUUCUACAAACUACAGUGGUAUUAAAGACAGCACUCUCUUGUUCCCAGGAGGAAGCCCAGCCUUCCUGCUGGGUUUCUCUAGUGCUGAUGCUGGGUACUAAGAUAGCUUUUCUUCACCUAUUUAGAUCCUUUUUUUCCCUGCAUGAGGCUCAUCUUCUCUCUGAGACUCUAGCAGCUUCAGCCACCUCCAGGAAGAAAAUCACAAUACUCCACGAGUGUAUUUAUUAAGUUCAAUAAAGCUAAUUAAGAAAACCAGACCAGAAAAUAAUAGUUUUCAGUUCCAUGCAUUUAUAUGUAUGACUUCACAUAAAAUUCAACAAUUUUUAAAACACUUUUCCUGUUAAAAUAGAAAUUCAACAAUUUCUAGCUAAUAACUAGUCUCUGUUCUCUUUGAAUGAAUGUAGCUUUUAAAUCUACUUACAAACAGGUAUAUAGUAUAAAAUGAUAAAUUCAUGAGACAAGGGCCACAGCUGGUCCCAAUAGAUGUCAUUUUGUUACCUUAGAUAAUGUAACAGGAUCUUAUGUUGCCGGGACCCUUGCUUUUUAGGGAAAUGCUCAUGCCAUCUGCUGGGAAGUUACGAAAUUUGCCAAGAAUUUUUUCACUAAUAUUUUAUUUUAUUGGCUUUUAGAUAUUGAAUAUUUACACCAAUUGUUUUAUUAUUAUUAUUUUUUAAGAACUGUGGGUAUAUGUAAUCUAGCUCAAAGGUACUUAAGGAGUUACGGUAAGUAACUGCACCUGUUUCUACAACAAAGUGAAAAGCGAUGUGGGCUUUACCCUCUCGAGGGAAAUGCUGUCUGAGUUUAAUUUAGUUUUCACUCAGACAUGCAUAGUUAGUAAACAUUUUAUAAAACGGCAAAGUUAACAUAGUUCUCUACCUGUAGUAUAAGAAUAACACAAGGAAGGUAAGUACUGUGCAAGCAUAUCCAACGAAACUGAUCAUUGCAGGAUUAGUGUUGCAUCAGACUGAGUAUGGUCUGUGGCCUCAUACUAAGCAAGGGACAUACAAAUGCACAUUGAAUAAACAGUGCUAGCUGAGCUUAAUAAGCUGUAGAAGACACAUUAUCCUAUCAAGAAGUUAUUACAAGAUAUAUAGGAAAUCAAUCAAAAUCAAGAUGGAACAGGCAAUUUUAAUUUAAGAAUUUGUUUCUCUUUAUAGCCUUUCAAGUUUUGUUAAUGCAUUUUGAUUGACUAAAUAAGCAGAGUUUAGUGUUUUUGUUUUUUUGUUGUUGUUAGUGGAAUGACAGGCUGAGCUGCAGUAUUUUGUUGCUAUUUCUCAGUACCCUCUAGAGCAAGCAACCAAGUCCUUAAUGUGAUUCUACAUCUACUGUUGUCCUCAGCCUUGCUUGGCCAGAAUGGUACCACCUGCCACCAACUGCUGGGCUGAGCUUGAGCAGGUUCUGCUGUGCAGUUGCUGCUGAAAGGAAAUACUGCUGCAACAGACCUGUUGCUGCCAGAAAGCUGUAACUGAAACGUCCUACCUGUUGCUACUGGCAAAACAGGUCAGGAUGUGGCUGCUGUAAGGCUGCAAUAAGCAGCGACAUGUCAGUGACUCCUGGAAGGGAGCUAAAGAUCAGAGAAGCUGCAGUCUUUUUGUUCUAAGACUAUAAUUUGGAUUUUCAGAUAGAGGCAUUAAACUGAGGUGGAAAGGACAAGCAUUUCCCUAUCAGUUUACACUACCUAUGCAUUAUUAAUGAUGCAGAACUAGAGAGCUUAGCUGGAGGUCUUUGAGAAAGGUUUUCAGCAGCACUCCUAAAGCAGGGUAGUUCAGAUGCUGUUGAGUAUUUCCAAGUAAAAUACAGCUUGAUAAGAAAUAAUAAUAAUAAUUAAAAACAAGAUUGGUUGCUUUUUUCUUUUUUUUUUUUAAAGCAAUUUAUUUGGAAAAAUACUGCAAAGAAAAACAUGGGCUUUGGAUCUGGAAGUUACACUUGAGGCAGAGCUUUUUGUUAUCAUUUCUAAUGUAGUAAUAUGUUUGCUGCUGCAACCAAAAACUUUGUUAAACAGGUUGGUGACGGAGGAAGAUUAGUGCCAGUGCCCAGCCUCAGUGAAGCCGAUAAGUACCAACCUCUCAGCCUUGUGAUUAAGAAAAGAAAAUGUUUGCUUUCAAAAAAAUCUAAAUUCGCUUCAACACCUUUCACAUUAAAAGACAUUCUUGAAGGGGAGAAAGAAAUUUGUGCAGGUGUUUCAUCCUACCAGUUGCUCAACUACGAAGACAAAUCAGAUGUUUCACUCAAUGGUAAAAGAGGAAAUCAGAUAAUCAACGAUGUUGGUUUUGAUGUUGCUGGAUCAGAUUCUAUCGCCUUUAAAGCUUCAUUUGGCAUAGUGACCAAACAUGAGGUUGAAGUACCAACACUGCUUAAAGAACUUACUACAAGAAAAAUAAACUUUGAUCAUUGUCUAGUCCAUCAAACAAGAAAAAGUAGAAUGGAGAUUCUGUGUGUAGUAAUGGAAAGCAUUAGGACAACAAGGCAGUGCUCAUUAACUGUUCACACUGGGAUGCGUGGAGAGACAAUGAGGUUCCACAUAAUUGAAGACCAAAAUAACAAAGGACGGGACAAAGCCAUUGUUUUUCCUGCACAUACAACAAUUGCUUUUAGUGUAUUUGAACUUUUUAUUCGUUUGGAUGGCAAUUUUGAGCUGUGUGUGACUCCAAUUGCAAAGGGGGGAUUUGAAAAAGAGAAAUCUGGAUCAUCCUCAAUGAACAAAUUAAGGAGAUUGAAGCACAACCUCUUUUAUCGAAAUAAAAGAAUAGUGAGUAUCAUCCCUAGCUCUGAUGGUUACUUGGAGGACCUUUUUACAGACUACUAUGAGAAAGCUGCAAGCAUGACUGAUCUCUCUACAAGCUAUCUCAGAGAAGGGGCUCAUGUUCGAAUUAAUUUACUUAAUAACAACAUCCCCAAAGGUCCCUGUGUCCUUUGUGGAAUGGGAAGUUCUAAAAGAGAAACAGUCUAUGGAUGCCUAGAGUGUUCUUUUAAUGGACAUAAGUAUGUACGACUGCAUGCCGUGCCCUGCUUCGACCUCUGGCAUAAGAGAGUGAAGUAACUGCUCUAGGUUGGCAGCCGCGGUGGUUUGUCUUAGACAAUGGGAUAUUGUCAUACUAUGAUUCACAGGAUGAUGUUUGCAAAGGCAGCAAAGGAAGUAUAAAGAUGGC